GUGAGUACAAAAUUGAUCCAUGAUCAAAUCAUCUGAGACAAUCCGCGGAACAGAGCUUGACAGUUUCCCGAGAUGUUCCUGCCGUCGGUGGCGCUGAAUGUGUCUCUGUUUUCCAGUUCUCCUAGGUAGAUUCCCGUCGCUUCGUUACAAUCUUCCCUUUCUUCUUCUUCUAUUUCCUCAUUGUCUCUCCCCACCUUCUUUUUCCUCGAUGGCCCAUCCAUCAUUUCCCCGGCCCCAUAUCAUUGAAUCCUCAUCUCGGGGACCUCGGUUGCGGGAUAUGGGAAUGAUACUUAGUCUACUAGUCCGUCAUGUCGAGUGCCAAAGUCCGGGAUAUGCUAUUUCUGUCUCCGGGUCCCCUUCGAGUCUAGCCUACCGUAGCCUAGUCCCUUCCCAAACCAGCCUGGAGCGCACAUUGAAAUCCCGAUUUCUUUCUCAAUUCUGCUGCUUCUAUUGCGAUCGGCUAGCUUAAUCGCUGUACUGAACUUUGCAAAAAUAUUAUACUCUCCCGCUGGAGGGGAGGAAGAGGGGAAGGGCGUUUGUUCUUCCGAUUCCCAUUUUUUUCCUACUAGUAUUUUUAUACCUUCAUUUACUGUGUUAACCACGAUCAAGAAGAGAAGCAGUCAAAAGAGGCUGUUGUUGUUGUUGUUGUCAUACAAGUAUCGGUUUAAUCUCUCCCGACUCCACUAGACAGAC
Molecule: messenger RNA, 693 nt
Organism: Aspergillus homomorphus CBS 101889
Lineage: Eukaryota; Fungi; Ascomycota; Eurotiomycetes; Eurotiales; Aspergillaceae
Exons: 1
Coding region: 98-469 (123 amino acids)
Source: RefSeq, a predicted model, not a curated record